AUGGACUCAACUUUGGAAUAUUAUUUUGAUUUUCUGUCACAGCCCUCCAGGGCUUUGUAUAUUUUACUAAAAGCAAGUGGUACGAAGUUUGAGGCGAAACCCAUCAACUUGCUGGAAGCUGAAAACCUACAAGACGAUUACAAAAAAAUCAAUCGUUUCAAAAAAGUACCAGCCAUAAUCGACAAAGAAGACGACCAAGUAUUUCAAUUAUCCGAAAGUAUUGCCAUUCUACGUUACUUAGCGGCUAAAGAUCAAAUUUCCAUUGCUUUUUAUCCCAUUGAUUUACAUGAAAGGGCACGAGUAGAUGAAUUUUUAUCAUGGCAACAUACGGGUAUUCGUACUUCAUGUUCCCUCUAUUUUCGUUUUCAAUGGGUCCAGGAGAAGGCAUUUGGUUCGCCUGCCUCAGAAGCUAAAGUGGCAAAAUAUCGCAAAUUAAUGGAAAAGGAUUUAGAACUGAUGGAAAAUCUAUGGUUAAAAGAUACGGAAUAUUUAGCUGGUAAUAAAUUGACUGCAGCAGAUGUUUUUGGUGCAUGCGAAAUUGAACAAAUAAGAUGUUGCGGUUAUGAAAUUAAAAACAAAUAUCCCAAAAUAUACUCGUGGAUCGAAAGGGUACGCCAUGAGCUGCAUCCGUUUUUCAACGAAGCUCAUCGAAUGGUCUACAUGUAUGAAAAGGAAACUAAAUCGAAAUUGUAA
Molecule: messenger RNA, 693 nt
Organism: Musca vetustissima
Lineage: Eukaryota; Metazoa; Arthropoda; Insecta; Diptera; Muscidae
Product: glutathione S-transferase theta-3-like
Exons: 3
Coding region: 1-693 (230 amino acids)
Biological process (GO): glutathione metabolic process
Cellular component (GO): cytoplasm
Molecular function (GO): glutathione transferase activity
Source: RefSeq, a predicted model, not a curated record